This is a messenger RNA of Thamnophis sirtalis, 1356 nucleotides long. It is a transcript of the gene APELA, whose product is annotated as apelin receptor early endogenous ligand. The record is from RefSeq and is a predicted model, not a curated record. Gene Ontology annotation, molecular function: apelin receptor binding. Gene Ontology annotation, biological process: apelin receptor signaling pathway; heart development. NCBI's taxonomy places the organism in Eukaryota, Metazoa, Chordata, Lepidosauria, Squamata, Natricidae.
UCGUAGGGGGAGUGAUAAAAGGAAGAGGCAGGGCAGGGGGGGACCUGGGGAGGAAGGCACUGACCACAACGUGCCCAACCAGUAGCCUUGCCUCCCGCGGUCAUUAACCUUGCUGGGAAAGGCAGGGAAAGCUCCACGGCAAGGCUUGCCAUUCAGAGAAUGUGAGCCACGCCAGAAAGACCCACUGCAGACACGUUUCCGGCAAGCGGCUCCUUCGCGGCGAAGUGGGAUUAAAAGAACGCGGGUCUCCCUUGCGUUGCGCCCAUCCGCCGAGAUGAGAUUCCCGCAGCUCCUUUUGAGCUGGGUUUUGCUGUUGACUGGGUUGCUUCUGGUCCAUGGACAGAGGCCAGCAAACUUGGCCAACAGACGAAAACUACACAGACAUCACUGUUCCCACAGGAGAUGCAUGCCCCUUCAUUCCAGAGUGCCCUUCCCUUGAGUUUCUUCAAAAUGCCGAGAAAAAGAAAUAGGCACAGAAAUCCAGACGACAUUUUGAUAACGGCACAGUUAUAAUCUACAGAGAUCUCCCAUAAGCCAUCAUCAGGAAACAGAGAAAUCAUAGGAGAAAACUGUUGGAGCAGGUUUUCCUGGAACUUGGGGAUUCUUUAAGAAGGAAGAAACAAUUAUCAACCAAAAGAUCUUAUCUAGAAGCACUGGAGAAUCAUUGUUGCAGUAUACUCACAACUUUUCUUGGCAUGUCAACAUAGCAAUCUAGUAGCCAGAAAGCAAACACUGCAAUGUUAGACAAAUUAUGUCCUUGAAAAAGCUUUUGCUGUAUUAAGUGUCUCUUACUCAUGUAUCUUUUAACACUCUUAUUAAAAAAUAUGCAAGAAUGAAAUUAGUAUUUGAUAAAACAGUAGGCCUCCUUAAAGCCACAUUUAGUUUCACUGUUGCUUGAAGACCAUGUUACUUUCUUUUACUCCUUUUGCAUCCAAAAUUUUCUCAGAACAUCACUCCUUAGUGUCUUGGCCUACUAUUCCAGAAUUUUCAACCGCAGCAUGUCAACAAAGGCCAGGUUAGAUAAUCUGGCUAUUUUUGAAAGAGGAAAUUCUCAAAUAUUAACUAAAAUUAACAGAAAAGGCUUACAAGCAUGUUUGAACCUUAAAAAAAAAAUCACUUAUAUCAGUGGAAAUGCACUGCGUGAUAAGGCUUUGUAUGAUCAAGUACUUAUCAAUAUUGUAAUGUAUAUCUUGCCAUAAAGUAGUCCUUGAUACAUUUGUAGCAAUUUAACACUACAAUCAAUUUAGAUUAUAUAUUGUGAUUCAAUAAUUUCUUAAAGCAUGUUUGUAACUGUAUAUGUUGUACAAAAUGUAUUUCAAAUAGUACUGUCACAUUAAAUAUUCAUGUAUCUUUUCA